This is a messenger RNA of Chaetomium globosum CBS 148.51, 2211 nucleotides long. RefSeq lists its product as uncharacterized. Bases 1 to 2211 code for a protein of 736 amino acids. Gene Ontology annotation, molecular function: transcription cis-regulatory region binding. The record is from RefSeq and is a predicted model, not a curated record. The transcript has 4 exons. Gene Ontology annotation, cellular component: nucleus; SWI/SNF complex. Gene Ontology annotation, biological process: regulation of transcription by RNA polymerase II. NCBI's taxonomy places the organism in Eukaryota, Fungi, Ascomycota, Sordariomycetes, Sordariales, Chaetomiaceae.
AUGGCCGGGCAGAUGAUGCCGCAACAAAUGGGACAAAUGCAGAUGGGACAACUACCCCCGCAGAUGCAACAAAUGCAGCAAAUGGGUCAAUUGGCAGGCCAGAUGCCGGGACAGAUGCCGGGACAGAUGAUGCAAGGUCAAAUGGCCGGUCAGAUGCACGGACAAAUGGGAGGCCAGAUGCCAAACAUGAUGUUUCCGCAACAGAUGGGCCAAGCUCGGAACGCCAUGGAACAGCAGAAGCUGAUCUACCAGAUGCAAAUGCAGCAGCAGCGCAACAAUAUGCAAAUGCAGCAGAUGAACGCCCAAAAUAUGAUGCAACCACAGCAAGGCUCCAACCAAGCGCAGAACCAUGCUCAGGCCCAGACUCCGUCACAAGCGCAAGCUCAAGCGCAGGCUCAAGCGCAGGCUCGGAACAUGAUGGCAGCUAGGCAGGGCGGCCCCAACGGCCAGAUGCCGCCUGGCGGCAUGAGGCCGCAGCAGGGAGGCCCCCAGCAGGCCAUGGCGCGGCUUCCUCCCCCAGAACAGUUUAUGAAACAUCUGAUGGCAAUCGUGUACAACAAGUUGGGAGGUUAUCGAAACGCAACGCAAUCAAACGGCUGGGUACAAGUUUCCCAAAUCAUGGGCUUCCAACCUCAUCAAUUGCCUUCAGCAACGCCACAGAUCAAAGGCGUCUACGAGCGGAACUUGCUCAAGUUUGAGGAGCUGUGGUCGACGCAACAGAAGAUGCGCAUGCAACAGCCCGGGGGGGUAGCCAAUGCCCAGGGAAUGCAACAGGGAACACCAACGAAACAAAUGCAGCAACAGCCACCUCACAUGAUGCAACCCGGUCAGCAAGCGCAAUUGCAAGGUCAGAUGCAGUCCCCCGUCAAGCCCCCCGGGCAGCAGCAACAACCACAAACACCACAACAACUGCAACUGCAACAACAAGGCAUCAAUGGUUUUCCUGGUGGGCAACCGCCCCACGGCCAGCAGCCGGUGCUAUCCAGUCAAGCCCACACUCGUAACAGCCUGUCAAGGAGUGUGCAAGCCACGCCGACGGCCGAUGAGUUUCCCCUGCCGUCCCCUGCCCAAAGCAAAACGGGACCCGUAUCGCUCCCUGGCUCUGCCCACCCGGAGAAUGUUGGAGCGGCAGACGACGCUGGGAGCUCGUUGAAAUUUCCAGCGCCGUUCUCAACAAACCCAGAUGACCCGACCCAGCCCAUACCUAUCCCGCAGAUCGAUCUCAGGCAGUGUGAUGAGUUGGUCGACGCUCUGAUUGAAUGCGCCGAGGAUCAGAUCGACCUCUUGGCGGAGAACUCAGAGGAAGCGUCAAACGAGAUUACGAUCUCGUCGUACGAGGAGGUCGUGCGCGCCUGUCGUGCCGAGCGGUACGCCAUGCGUACCGUGAAUGGUUUCGGGUCCGAAGCCUACGAUCUCGACCGAGCGGCCGAUCGCCUCAUCUGCAUUACGACGAUCCUCCGCAACUUUUCCUGGCGCGAAGAGAACCACGCAUCCCUUGCCGACGAGACGCUCUUCUUCCCCGCUUACGAACCAUCUCAACAUCCAUAUCUUCCCCAUGCGGUCGACGCUCUUGCCAAGCUUCUUGCUCGGGAUGAGCCCAACAGAACAUAUUACCGCAACAUCUUUGCUGCUGAGGCUGCCGUGGCGACCUCACCACCUUGUGAACUCCUCACACGCACCUUCUGCCUGGCAAUAUCACCAAUCCCUGAUUAUUCACGCGAGCCUCGCCCCGUACACAUCCCCCGCCUAGUCGAGGCACGCAAGCCGUUGCUGAUGCAGGGUCUCCUUUCCGCUGACAUCACGGCCGGACUGGCCCCUGGCUUCGAGAGUGGCGUCACGCGCGCCUGGCUCGCGUCCGGUACUGGGUUCGCCCAGAACCUCUACCUUCUCUCCCGCUACCUAAGCGGCCAAUACGAGACCACAGCUGUCCGACCGGGCGGCGGCCCAGCAAGAGGACAGCCGAAACGGGAUCCAGACCUAGUCUACAUCAUCGGUUUGUCCGUGAGCGUCCUCAAGCGGCUUGCCGAGAAGGCGCUAGAUCCCAGCGACCCUACCGGAGAAAGCGGUAUUCCACCCGAGGUACUUCCCGCCAAGGAGAGCGUCCUCGACGCCCUGCAGAUGCAGGCGCAAGAGUGGGCAAAGGAAGGGGUACUAGCAGAUCUGGUCGAGUACACUAGCAUGGCGGAUAAGACCCUGCGUCGACGGUCAUGA